AUGCACCGAAUCCAGGAUUCGGGUUCAGUUUCUUUUCAGUGUUCCUCCAUUGGGGGUCACCUGUAUGACUACCACUUCAUUGGAGAGAAGAAGACCUGGAAAGAAGCCCAGGAGUAUUGCAGAAAGAACCACACUGACCUGGCCACAGUGUCUAACCAGACAGACAUGAAGAGACUCAUGCAUGAACAGCAUGAAGGCGGAGCCUGGAUUGGGCUGCAAAACAACACACCAAACACCGUGUGGCGCUGGUCUCUGUCAGGGGUGGAGUUCAACGAGACUGAGAGUGACUGGUUUGGACAACAGCCAGAUAUUAAAGGCUGUGUUGAUAAAGACCAUCAUGAGAUCUGUGUGAGGCUGCGUGGUGGCACAUGGGAUGACGACUCUUGUUCUACAAAAAAUAAAUUUAUCUGCUAUGACGAAAACAAGAAAUCCGGCAAAACAUUUUAUAUCAGUGAUGAUAAGAUUACCUGGCUAGAGGCUCAGAGCUACUGCAGAGAACACUGCACUGACCUGAUCAGUGGAGUCAAACAGCUGGACGAAUUCGAGCAACAGCACCCGAAUCAUGCAGAAAAUUUCUGGAUUGGCCUGUUCAGAGACUGCUGGAGUUGGUCAGAUGGGAGCAGUUUCUCUUUCAGAUCCUGGGAUAAAGAUGAACCUAAGAAGACAUGUGCUAUGACUACAUCAAAUGGAAAGUGGAGCUCUGAUAACUGUGGUGAAAGAAAACCCUUCUUCUGCUACAACAAUUCAGUGAUCCUGAUCAACCAGAGCAUGAUCUGGGAGGAUGCGUUAUACUACUGCAGAGAUCACUAUCGCGACCUUGUCUCCAUCACCAACCAGGACGAUCAGCGCUGGGUCCAGGAGAGAGCCAAGAUGGCCUCCACUCCCCACGUGUGGCUGGGACUGCGCUACACCUGCACUCUGGACUUCUGGUUCUGGGUCAGUGACGAGACGGUCCACUACAAGAACUGGGGCCCCAGCCAGCCUGGGGACGACUGCAACAUGUCUGGAGCCAUGGACCGAGAGGGAACUUGGGUCAAAAAGAUCGACGAUGACCACCAGCUUAACUUCAUCUGUUCCAAGAACAAACCAGCAGAAUGUCAGUGUUCCUCCAUUGGGGGUCACCUGUAUGACUACCACUUCAUUGGAGAGAAGAAGACCUGGAAAGAAGCCCAGGAGUAUUGCAGAAAGAACCACAACUCCACGACUGAACAGUAUCCAGACGGAGCCUGGAUUGGGCUGCAGCGAGACUGGCGCUGGUCUCUGCCAGGGGUGGAGUUCAACAAGAGUAAAUGGUUUGUAGGACAGCCGGAUAAUGGAGGCAAUCAUGAGAACUGUGUGUGGAUGAAGAUGAAGAAGGGCUACAUAUGGAAUGACUACUCUUGUUCUAAACGCUAUAAAUUUAUCUGCUAUGACGAACACAAGAAACCCAGCAAAAAUGUUUAUAUCAUUAAGUCUAAGAAGAUGAACUGGACAGACGCUCAGAGAUUCUGCAGAGAACAUCACACUGACCUGAUCAGUGGAGUCAAACAGCUAGAAGACUUCAAGAGACAGCGUCAGAAUUAUGCAAAAAAGCACCCGAAAGAUGACAACCCUUUCUGGAUCGGCCUCUUCAGAGACUCUUACUGGAAUUCAGUGAUCCUGAUCAACCAGAGCAUGACCUGGGAGGAUGCGUUAAACUACUGCAGAGAUCACCAUGGCGACCUUGUCUCCAUCACCAACCAGGACGAUCAGCGCUGGGUCCAGGAGAGAGCCAAGAUGGCCUCCACUCCCCACGUGUGGCUGGGACUGCGCUACACCUGCACUCUGGACUUCUGGUUCUGGGUCAGUGACGAGACGGUCCUCUACAAGAACUGGAGCCCCGGCCAGCCUGGGGACGAAUGCAACAUGUCUGGAGCCAUGGACCGAGAGGGGACCUGGGUCAAAAAGAUCGACGAUGACCACCAGCUUAACUUCAUCUGUUCCAAGAACAAACCACCAAAAUGUAACUAA
Molecule: messenger RNA, 1989 nt
Organism: Perca flavescens (yellow perch)
Lineage: Eukaryota; Metazoa; Chordata; Actinopteri; Perciformes; Percidae
Product: macrophage mannose receptor 1
Exons: 7
Coding region: 1-1989 (662 amino acids)
Source: RefSeq, a predicted model, not a curated record